UUCUUCCUACUGUCUUCUUCCUAUCCGCCGAACGUGUGGCUGCCAUCCAACAAAACCCUAACCCCAAUUUUCUCCUCCUCUCGUUUUCUCUCCUUUAAAAUUCCAAAUCCCAGCUUUCUCCCCUUUCCAUUCCUCUCAAAUCUCCUCAGAAAUUUCCAGAUUCCCUGAAACGGGAAAAGCAAAAGCCUUUGAAUUUGCAUAUUCAAGAGCAUCAGAUCUCUACUGAUCUAGAUUCUUCUUGGAAUUCAGUAGUUUUCAGUGAAGGAUCGGAGAACGAAUUGAGAGGAUGUGCGUUUUUCUGCUUCUGCUGCAGUCAGAUCUCGAGUCCGUACUCUGAAUUUUGUAUUUGAAUCCUUGUUUUCGGUAAGUGUUUCCGAGAGCAUCAGAUCUCUGAUGGUCUAUUUCUUCUUGGAAUUCAGUAGUUUUUGGUGAAGGAUCGGAGAACGAAUUCAGAGGAUAUGCGUAUUUCUGCUUCGGCCACAGUCAGUACUCUGAAACUUGGUAUUUGAACCCCUGUUUUCGGUAAGUGAUCUUGGGAGUGAGGAUUUCUGUUUUCAAGUUAAAAAACAGUUGCUGGAAGCAUUCGAUCUGGAAAUUGCGGUUAGUUUUGUAAGAAUUUUGGAGUUCUACGUUUGGAUGAGAUUUCCUGCCCUUUUUGCUUUUGAAUUUCAGCCAUUGGAUGAGGUUUUCUUGCUACGUUUUGGCAAUCUGGUUGAUUGAUUGAUUGAUUUAGAUAUUGCUUGCCAAGUGAUAUGGAGAAAUUGUCCUACAGAGAUAAUGUUUUUUUGGGAUAUGUUUCCCGGAGAUCACUUGGGAACCUGAGCUCUUCUUCUAAGAUUCCAAACAGAAGUCCGGACAUUGAUUUUGAUGAUGUUUUUGGUGGGCCACCGAGGUGUUCGAUGACGGAGAUGCGACACAGCCUUGGCAAAUCUGCGAAUUCAUAUUUGUUAAGUGGUGGAGAAGAUACACCUUCGCCUAAUAGUCCAUGGUUGGCUCUGAGCGAGAAGCCUGUGUUCGGUGACGACAGCCCAAGCCGGAGGAAACAUCUGAGUGGUGAUUUCUUCGAUGACAUUUUCAAAGGUGAGGAAUCUUCAAGUUCCACGCCGAGGAAACCUGACAGCGAUAUUUUUUCUUCUGCUCCAGCUUCUCGGAUUUUAAGCCCGGCACGCCCUUUACCACCAAACCGCGAACCAUUCAUUGGAGCGUCAUCACUGCCUGCACACCUCAGCCUGUCCUCGAAACUGCCCAAAGGAAUAGACUUACCGACGUUCCGUACUCCUAGUUGUAGUCCAAUUAGAAGCAAGGAUGGUGGGUCAAAUGGAUUUGGAUUUCUGUCUUCACCAAGCAUUUGUGUGUCUAGACUCGCGACCCAAACAGUUGCCCAAACAAUCCUAGGAGAAGAUGACUCGAGAAAUGAUACUCGACCUUCUUAUCGCCAUAGCCGUUUAUCCCAUGAAUUUUCUCUCAAUGGUGAUGGGUCAUCAAAGGUCACUGAAUCUGCCAUACAAGACACAGAAGGCCAAUGUGUAGGGAAGAAGGAUCGUGUUAGUUCAGAAGCAUCUAAUGACAACAACCAGUUUCACUUCUCUAUAUACAAAUGGGCAAGCAAAGGAGUAACUCUAAUGAUGCCUGCUAAGGGAAGAAAUAGUUCAAAUACAAAAGAACGGGGUAAAACUGAGAGCAUAGUUAGUGGGUUACCUGCACCGGUUUUGCAAGGAGUCAAUUUACCUUCUCAGGGUGAAACAAUGUCAGCAGCAAGUAGUUCCUUCCGAUUCCAAUGUGAUAGCCAAGACAGUGUUUCAUCCAAGGAUAUCAAUAUACUGAGAAAAGAUAAUGUUGAUGAGGAAGCCAUGCCUUCAGAACCUGAAGCGAGUGCCAGUUAUACUCGUGACAGUUAUAUCUCUGAAAAAUCAGGAAGGGAAAAAAUCAUACAUUGUAGCGGUUCUGCUGGUCCACCUGUUGUAGGUUUCUGUAAGGGCGGUGUGAAAGAAGUUAACAAACCAGAAUUAAAGAGCCUUGGUUCCCUGUUAAAGUAUAGUUCUGAUGACCCAGGCAAGGAGGAGGUGGCUAAACGAGCCGGAGAGAAAGAUGGUUCGCCAAUACUAAAAAGUUCAUCAGCAGGAGCUGUCGAUGAUAGUGUAAAAGCAAAGAAACCAAUUGGAAGAAAAUCCAUCUUAAAUCAUGCCAAGACCAUUAGCCCCAACUUGCAUAAUGCACCUUUAAAUUCAGAAGACAAAAUGAUAGGCAACAGAGUCAAGGGAAAGGUCAAAGAAUUUGUCAAAAUUUUCAAUCAGGAAGCUUCUCCGAAGCUCGCAUCUCAUGUUGAUGCUCGAGGUCACAAUCCUAGGAGGAAAGAAUCAGGUGCACGUGGAGCAGAGGACCUGGUAUCUGUCUGUGCAACCAAGGAUAAAAUAAACAAUGAGAAUAGCAGUGGAACGUUUACGGAUACCCCUGUUACGGUAGGUCAAAUUCUGAAGAAAACAGUGGAAAAAUUCACACAUGCAAAUACCGAUGCCCACAAAGUUCAUGAUUCUUCUUCAGAAAGGAAUGACAUCCCAGACUCAUGCCCUGAAUCUACUACAGAAGGUUUUAAGGAUGCAAUUGACAAUAUAGAGGAAUCUGACUAUGAAGAUAUCCAUGUGAGCUGCCUGGUAGAACAAUUACCUGAGGAACAGAAAGAAAAGCCAAAACCUAUUCAACAUCAAGAAGAAAUUCAGAUUUCAGAUGCUAGGAUACGACAGUGGUCAAAUGGAAAGGAAGGAAAUAUCCGCUCACUGCUGUCCACUCUGCAAUAUGUUCUUUGGCCAGAUAGCGGAUGGAAACCAGUGCCCCUUGUUGAUGUAAUUGAAGGAACUUCAGUGAGGAGAGCAUAUCAAAAGGCUUUACUGUGCCUACAUCCAGACAAGCUUCAACAAAGGGGUGCUGCAAUGCACCAAAAGUACAUUGCAGAAAAAGUCUUUGACAUCUUGCAGGAGGCAUGGACGCAUUUCAACUCAGCUAGUUCAAUUUGAGAUCGGCAUGCUUAACAACCACUGCCUCCUCUGAAAGAACAAAAUGAUACAUCCAUCUCCAAUUAUAGGUAUGUGUACUUAUGUUGCACGUAUGUGUUGUUUUGAUUGUGUGUAUAUAUAUGAAUUAUGACGUGAUACCUCAGCGUUGCCUACAGCACUUCACAAAAUCUUCAUAUGUAAUUUGAUAGAUUAUAUGCCGGGUCGGUCCCAAGAAUAGUAAGCCGACCCGAAUUCCUGUAUUUAUUUGACUUCGAAAGUUUUCCGAAUAAAGUUAUACACAGCUGUAGGCGUUUUGUAACAAUAGAUGCCUCCAUGCUUACAGCAGUUA
Messenger RNA from Magnolia sinica, 3339 nucleotides. Its product is annotated as J domain-containing protein required for chloroplast accumulation response 1. Gene Ontology annotation, cellular component: vesicle; intracellular membrane-bounded organelle; cytoplasm. Gene Ontology annotation, molecular function: clathrin binding. The transcript is spliced from 10 exons. Lineage: Eukaryota; Viridiplantae; Streptophyta; Magnoliopsida; Magnoliales; Magnoliaceae. The record is from RefSeq and is a predicted model, not a curated record. Gene Ontology annotation, biological process: clathrin coat disassembly; clathrin-dependent endocytosis. Bases 753 to 3011 code for a protein of 752 amino acids.